GCAAUCGCCGUAGCGGAAGUCUGCUCGCGGUGGUUUCUUAUUUUUCUGCUCUCAGGCGCGGCACGGGCACCUCUCCGGCAAGGCCCAGUCGCCAGGGCUGGGCAGAGCCCAUGGCCGCGGGCUCCUUCUUCGCUGCCCACCACCCUCUCCGCCGUCCCGGGGCCUGGCCCCGGGUGUCCACGGGCCGCCAUGGGCCCCGAGAUGGAGCCGCUGUUCCUGGCCUGGAGCUAUUUCAGGCGCAGGAGGUUCCAGCUCUGCGCCGAUCUGUGCACGCAGGUGCUGGAGAAGUCCCCCUAUGACCAGGCAGCCUGGAUUUUGAAAGUGCGGGCACUAACUGAAAUGGUGUACAUAGAUGAAGUUGAUGUAGAUCAAGAAGGAAUUGCAGAAAUGAUUCUGGAUGAAAACGCUAUUGCUCAAGUGCCACGCCCCGGAACAUCCCUGAAACUGCCCGGGACAAGUCAGACAGGAGGGCCCAGUCAAGCUGUCAGGCCACUCACUCAAGCUGGGAGGCCCAUUACUGGUUAUCUCAGGCCCAGCACACAGGGAGGAAGGCCAGGUACAAUGGAACAGGCCAUCAAAGCACCCAGAACUGCCUACACAGCCCGCCCUAUCACCAGCUCCUCUGGGAGAUUUGUCAGAAUGGGAACGGCAUCCAUGCUUACAAGUCCUGAUGGGCCAUUUAUAAACUUAUCUAGACUGAACUUAACAAAAUACUCCCAGAAACCUAAAUUGGCAAAGGCUUUGUUUGAGUAUAUUUUUCAUCAUGAAAAUGAUGUUAAGACUGUUCAUCAUGAGGAUGCUGUAAGUCUUUGGAUUUCCAUAGUGUUGGUUAGGAAUAGGAAUCACAUUGAAAAAGCUGCUCUGGAGCUGGCCGCCCUCUCCACGGAGCAUUCCCAGUAUAAGGACUGGUGGUGGAAAGUGCAGAUUGGAAAGUGUUACCUCAGAUUAGGAAUGUAUCGCGAAGCCGAAAAGCAAUUCAAAUCUGCCCUGAAACAGCAGGAGAUGGUAGAUACAUUUCUCUACUUGGCAAAAGUUUCCAUUGCGUUGGAUCAACCUGUGACAGCUUUAAAUCUUUUCAAACAAGGCUUGGAGAAAUUUCCAGGAGAGGUAGCUCUGCUUUGUGGAAUUGCCAGGAUCUAUGAGGAAAUGAACAAUAUUCCCUCAGCGACUGAGUACUACAAGGAAGUUUUGAAACAAGACAAUACUCACGUGGAAGCCAUUGCAUGUAUUGCAAGCAACCAUUUUUAUUCGGAUCAACCAGAAAUAGCUCUCCGGUUUUACAGGCGACUCCUGCAGAUGGGUGUUUACAAUUGCCAGCUUUUUAACAAUCUGGGGCUGUGUUGCUUCUAUGCCCAGCAGUAUGACAUGACCCUCAGCUCCUUUGAACGUGCCCUUUCUCUGGCCGAACAUGAAGAGGAGACAGCCGAUGUGUGGUACAACCUGGGACACGUAGCUGUGGGCAUAGGAGACACGAACUUGGCCCAUCAGUGUUUUAGACUGGCUCUGGUCAACAACAACCACCACGCCGAGGCCUAUAACAACCUGGCCGUGCUGGAGAUGCGGAAGGGCCACGUCGAACAGGCCCGAGCGCUGUUACAGACUGCAUCAUCGUUAGCUCCCCACAUGUAUGAACCGCAUUUUAAUUUUGCAACAAUCUCUAACAAGAUCGGAGACCUGCAGAAAAGCUACACUGCCGCUCAGAAGUCUGAAGCCGCAUAUCCAGGUCACGUGGACACACAACACUUAAUUAAACAAUUAAAGCAACAUUUUGCUAUGCUCUGAUUGUUCUGUAGACCCAAUAGGUUCUUAGGAAAGAGCAUUGCACAAGAGCAAGAGAGCACUAUGUGAUUCUGUAUCUGUAAUACAAUAUCCGUGUGAUGCCGGGCUGGGCUUGAAAUGAAUGAAGGUGACAUAGAAAAGAGUUGAAACCGAAAAACAGAGUGGAAACUGUAUAACUGUUUCUGUGUAUGAUAUUGGAAAAUUAUGAUGAAUGUUUAUAUUUCCUAAGCAAUUUUUAUGCUUUCUGCAAAUUUUUAUAAAUGUAUAUUUUUAUAGUGCUUAUACUGUUAAUACUUACAUAGCUUUAAGGGGUCUGAAAUCAGCACUUUACACUCCCCUUCUCUGGCUGAAAGUAUGUGUAUGCUACCUGCAGACUCUAUUUAAACCUUAAGAAUUGUACUUUAAACUACUUUUUGUCAACUACUUUGUGGCUGUAUGCUGAGCUUUAAAAUAAACCAGUGUGUAAGA
This is a messenger RNA of Ochotona princeps (American pika), 2247 nucleotides long. RefSeq names its product tetratricopeptide repeat domain 8 (gene TTC8). Lineage: Eukaryota; Metazoa; Chordata; Mammalia; Lagomorpha; Ochotonidae. The transcript has 16 exons. The record is from RefSeq and is a predicted model, not a curated record. Gene Ontology annotation, biological process: non-motile cilium assembly. Bases 190 to 1782 code for a protein of 530 amino acids. Gene Ontology annotation, cellular component: BBSome; non-motile cilium; ciliary basal body. Gene Ontology annotation, molecular function: protein binding.